AUGGCGAGCCCACUCGUCCACCGGCGGUGGCGGCGGCGGCAUCUCCUCCUCCUCCUCUUCGCCGCCGUCUUCUUCCACUCUCUCCCGGCGGUGUGCCAGGCCAAAGUAUGCCCGGCAUGCGGCAGCGCCGCCGUCCCUUACCCCCUGAGCACCGCCGCCGACUGCGGCAACCCAAAGUACAAGAUCCGGUGCAACACCGCCUCCCAGUCCCUCUUCUUCGAUUCCGCCAACGGGACGGCGUAUCCCAUCAUCUCCAUCUCGCCGGAGAGUCAGCGCCUGGUGAUUCGGCCGUCCCCUCUCGUCGCCGGUGCCUGCGUCACGGAAGACCUUCCCACGGCGGGGCUCCGCCUGGAUCAGACGCUCCCCUUCAACAUCACUCAGAGCAACACAAUCUUCUACCUUAACUGCACAGAACGUAUCCUGUCCUCCCCGCUGAACUGUAGCGCCAACAGCCCCUGCAAAGCUUACGUUAACGCCACCGCCGCCUGCCUCCGGGGGGGCCCAAUCUGCUGCACCUUCGGGGCCGGAGGCUCGUCGACGUCAUACCAGCUGCGAGCGAGCUGGACUGGUUGCUCGGCUUACCGGAGUUUCGUGGGGCUGGAGCCAGAUUCGACUCCAGUGGCGCAGUGGGAGCAGAAGUUGGGGGUGGAGAUCCAGUGGGCGACCCCGAAGGAGCCCAUCUGCAACGCCCAGUCCGACUGCGAGGCCGGGGCCAACGCGACUUGCCGCGCAGACCCGGCGGAUGAGGGAGGAGUGAGCCGCUGUUUCUGCAAUUCCGGGCUUCGGUGGGAUCCCUUCAAUGGCACCUGCGCCAGCCGUGAGCUCUUCCUCCUCUCCCCGUCGUCUUUCUCUUCCUUUCCCUCUCUCUCUCUCUCCCUAUUAAUGUGUCUGUGUUCUUCCUCCGCUAUCGUAAUAUGCGCAGUUGCUGAGGAGUGCGAGGCGUCAGGAAGCUGCGGAGGAUCGGGGAAGGCCGCUCUCAUUGCGGGUGCGUAGAGGACUGGGGGUUGUCCUGGCUUUAUGCUUGCGGCCAUAAUCACGAACAUGUUUCAUCUGGUGGUGGUGGGUCUGAACAGGGCUGACCUCGGGACUGGGGGCGGCGCUCGUGGUGGGCGUGGUGGGAUUCCUGCUUCUCCGACGGCAGCGCCGUGCCAGGGCGGCGCGCGAGCGGCUGACGAAGGAGCGCGAGGAGAUCCUCAACGCCAACAACAGCAGUGGGCGCUCGGCCAAGAACUUCACCGGGCGGGAGAUCAGGAAGGCGACGGGGAACUUCUCCCGCAGCAACUUCCUCGGCUCGGGGGGCUUCGGGGAGGUCUUCAAGGGUACCCUGGACGACGGCACGCCGGUGGCCGUCAAGUGCGCCAAGCUGGGGAACACCAAAUCCACGGAGCAGGUCCUCAACGAGGUGCGCAUCCUGUCGCAGGUCAACCACCGCUGCCUCGUGCGCCUCCUCGGCUGCUGCGUGGAGCUGGAUCAGCCCAUCAUGGUCUACGAGUUCAUCCCCAACGGCACCCUCUACGAGCACCUCCACGGCCAGCGCGCCAGUGAGCCCCCGCUCCCCUGGCGGCGCCGCCUCGCCAUCGCCCGCCAGACCGCCGAGGGCCUCGCCUACCUGCACUCCUCCGCCGUGCCGGCCAUCUACCACCGCGACGUCAAGUCCAGCAACAUCCUCCUCGACGAGAAGCACAACGCCAAGGUCGCCGACUUCGGGCUCUCCCGGCUGGCGGAGACGGACCUCAGCCACAUCUCCACCUGCGCGCAGGGGACCCUCGGCUACCUCGACCCGGAGUACUACCGCAACUACCAGCUCACCGACAAGAGCGACGUCUACAGCUUCGGGGUGGUGCUGCUGGAGCUCCUCACCUCGCAGAAGGCCAUCGACUUCACCCGCGGCGCAGACGACGUCAAUCUCGCCGUCUUCGUCAAGCGGCGCAUGGACGAGGAGCGGCUGAUGGACGCCGUCGACAAGGACCUCCUGGAGGGGGCGACACAGCUCUCCAUGGACACCAUGAAGGCCCUCGGCUUCCUCGCCAUGGGCUGCCUCGAGGAGCGCCGCCAGAACCGCCCCUCAAUGAAGGAGGUCACCGAGGAGAUCGCCUACAUCAUCAGCAUCGAGGCCGGCAGCGUCGAGCUCUCCAUCGGCGGCGACACGCUCGACACCAUCCCCCUCUAA
Molecule: messenger RNA, 2170 nt
Organism: Spirodela intermedia
Lineage: Eukaryota; Viridiplantae; Streptophyta; Magnoliopsida; Alismatales; Araceae
Source: the annotation of a GenBank genome assembly